UACCAGAACUCAGACUUUACCCAACAAUGACAAGGUAAGAACUUUGGCAUCAAGUAUAUCAUUACUACCCUUCACUUCAUUGAGUUGAAUUAAAAGUCCAUGAGGUUGUUGUCCUAUGUUGAUCUGGGCCUUUAGUUGCUCCAAUCUCCCCUAUUUUGGCUGCUCACCCAGCAAGUCAAUCUGUAUGUCACUGUCCGUGGUGCUGAACACAAUUUCUGAAUGUGUUUUUAGAAUAGAGUGUGAAAAGAAAAUGGUAGUACAGACAUGAAUAUAUCUCAUUCUCUUACGUUCAUCUCGAUCUUUGCAAUAACUCCUUUACCUGUUACAAAGUAUAGUCUGUUGUUAAAAAACAAUGUUAGUCUCUGAUUAUUUACUCAAAAUGUGUCAAGUUUGUGUAUGUUUGACAUGUUUAUUUCUGAGGUGUUACCGUUGGCAGAUUUCUUCCUGUAUCUCCUCUUUAAAUAUGUAAUCUGUUCAAGAGUGAAUUCCGCUAUUCACUUUACGUAAUAGGAUCCCUUACUUCCGUUGAUACUUCAGGGUUUCUACAGCACAUUUGAUUAUAUUGGCUAAUAUGAUGCAAACUACAGUGAGAGGGAAAAGACAAUCUUCAGUCAUGUCCUAUAUCAAGUCCUCCAAUUCAAGUGUAAAUAUACUGUGUUUCACUGUUGACGUUGAAUAUCCGUUUAAAGUAGGCUAUUAAUACUUUCCAUAAUUGAAUACAUUUUUUGUCACAGCAGAUUCUUUUCCACAAUGGCUUUGAAUCCGCAUUCCACGGUGCAGUAAACCGUGUGAGAUUGCACAGAGAUUUUUAAAUACGUUGUGUUUUUUAAUGUAUUCAUAUUGCAAUAAUGUAUAGUGCCGUUUGUAAAGCAAGUGCUCGUCGGUGUUUCUGAAUGAGGAGGGGUAUUUUACGGUUGUAUUAUAACGUGUGCAGUUCACGUAGGUUACCACAAAGGGACGCUAAAGACCGUAACACAGAAACGGGGAGGCUCCUCCCAGGGUAAAAACGCAAGGACUGUGGAUUUUUAAUCACAAAGAAACACGGGGAGAGAAGGGAGGACAUAAUGGAGUCGUCCUCUUUAAGCUGAAGAACAUCGAAAUAGUGUUGGACUAAAUAUUAUCACAUCUCAUCAGUCCACGGAAGAAACCCUAUUGUGGAUAUAUGCUUUGUUCUUUUUCGGAGGAAUUAUGUCUUCACGAGGUAGCAGGAGGUUCAUUGUUACAUAUCUGAUGCUGGUGAUGUUGGAUUGUUUCUAUGAAGCGGCGUCUGGGCAGCUCUCCUACUCUGUCUCAGAGGAGGUGAACCCGGGGACUAAUGUCGGAAAUAUCGCCAAGGAUCUAAACCUCAAUGUGCAGGAUUUGGAGUCCCGUUUGUUUCAGGUUGUUACAGGAUCUAAGAAGAAAUACUUCGAGGUAAACCUUAAAACCGGAUUCCUCUAUGUCAAUGAGAGGAUAGACCGAGAGGAGCUUUGUACAGACGAACCCAAAUGCACUGUGAGUGUGGAGGCCGUUAUAAACAGCCCACUAAAGCUUUACCGCGUAGAGAUAGAAAUUAGAGACGUGAAUGACCACUUUCCGUCUUUUACCUCGAAAUCACAAAUACUGGACAUCGCAGAGAACACCUUGCCUGGGUUUAGAUUUGCGUUAUCGGAGGCAAGCGAUGCAGAUGUGGGUAAAAAUGGUGUUAGUGCGUAUAAGCUCAGUCCAAACGAAUACUUCAGUCUAUCGACACACAAACGAGGGGAGAGUAUAUCUCCAGAGUUAGUGCUGCAGAAAGGCCUAGACCGUGAGAAAAAGCCACAUAUGCAGCUCAUGUUAACUGCGGUAGACGGGGGAACUCCACCAAAUUCAGGCACAUCAGAAAUUAAAAUAAAUGUACUAGACACUAAUGAUAACGCACCAAUCUUCAGCAGCACUCUUUACAAAGUUAAAACGUUUGAAAAUGUCCCGCUUGGUGCGGUGGUAUUCACCUUAAAUGCGACCGACGCAGAUGAAGGCACAAACAGUGAAGUAGUGUAUUCUCUUCGUAAUCAGGAUCAGGACCACAUUCUGGAUAUUUUCAAAAUUGACCCUGAAACGGGGAUCAUUUCAGUGAAAGGGAAAAUCGACUACGAGGAAAGAAAAGCUUUUGAAAUCCGAGCAGAGGCAAGGGACAAAGCCCAGCCUCCUCUGUCAGCUCAUAGUAAAGUGCUGGUCGAAGUAAUUGAUGUAAACGACAACGCUCCUGAGAUCACGGUGACGUCACUGCUGAAUACAGUGAACGAGGACGCUGAUGUAGGUACUGCCAUUGCACUUGUUUCCGUUCUAGACAGAGACAGUGGUAAAAAUGGGCAAGUGAAAUGUGAGAUCUUAGAUACUGUUCCGUUCAAAUUGGAGACAAAUUACAAAAACUAUUACUCUUUAGUGGUUGAUGGACAUUUAGACAGAGAGGUGACUCCUCAGUACAAUGUAACUAUUUCAGCAACCGAUGAAGGGAGUCCUCCUCUUUCAAACAUCAAUGUUAUUACCGUUUACGUUUCUGACGUUAAUGACAAUGCCCCAAGUUUCCCGGAACAUUUGGUAAAUAUUUAUGUGAAAGAAAACAGUAAAGUAGGAACAGUUGUUAAAACAGUAACUGCAACUGAUGCUGACGUCAGCAACAACGGCCAGGUGAGCUACUCAUUUUUAAACAGUAAUAGUAAAUCUCUGCCUCUCUCGACAAUGGUGAACAUCAACUCAGAGACUGGAGACAUAGUCAGU
This is a messenger RNA of Anarrhichthys ocellatus (wolf-eel), 2739 nucleotides long. Its product is annotated as protocadherin alpha-3-like. The transcript has a single exon. Gene Ontology annotation, molecular function: calcium ion binding. NCBI's taxonomy places the organism in Eukaryota, Metazoa, Chordata, Actinopteri, Perciformes, Anarhichadidae. Gene Ontology annotation, cellular component: plasma membrane. The annotation marks the transcript as partial. The record is from RefSeq and is a predicted model, not a curated record. Gene Ontology annotation, biological process: homophilic cell-cell adhesion.